Molecule: messenger RNA, 908 nt
Organism: Aspergillus calidoustus
Lineage: Eukaryota; Fungi; Ascomycota; Eurotiomycetes; Eurotiales; Aspergillaceae
Source: the annotation of a GenBank genome assembly
CCCAGCUGCCACUGCGCAGUGAGAAUGUUGAAUAUUUAAGCUUCUUACUCCCUCUCUCUCAGGAACAAACUUGAUCUCCAAGCUGAACCACUCUCUAUUUUUUUUCAAGAUGAACUCCAACACUCCGAUACCAUCCCCUUACUACGCCAACGACCGCCACAGAGUCCUCCUCAGUCUCCGUGUGCUGAGCAUCCUCACCUCCCUCGCUGCCUUGUCCACGUUGGCCUGGACAAUCCCCGCCCAUGAAAAUGUCAGCAACGAUGGCGUCGGGUCGGGCGUUACGCCCGGUGUCGUAGCUUCUACAGCAUACGCCUUCCUCUGGUCCAGCACCGUCCUAAUCCUCCGCUACAUCCUACACACGCCCAUCCACCCAGGCGUCUACCUCGCCUUCGACUUUAUCGCGUUUGGCCUGCUCGCCGGAUGCACAAUCGUCAUGGUCAUCAUGAUCGAGCCGUUUUUCAACUCGUCAUACGCCUGUGCGGUUGGGAAUAAUUGCGAUGGGGGACUGCUGGCGAGGGUCGAGUGGUUUGGGGCGUUCAUGGGGCUUGUUUGUUGUGCAAUUCAUCUCGGUCUGUUUGUUUGGGCUUGUUGGGCGACGGAUAGGGAGAGGAAGAUUGCGAAGGGUAGGAAUGUCGUCGCUCCUGGGAAGGAAGUGGCCUAGAUGCCUUCCAGGCAGCCAUGAACUAGAUGAGUUGAUGAGCAGAUGAUGAUGGUAUGAUUGAAGGGGAUGAACGAGCUGAAGGGAGCUCGUGCACCUGGAAUAAAACUCGGCGUGGUGCUGGACACAACGAUGACGCGGAUUUAUCGAUUCGGCGCUAAUGUCUAAUAUCUAAUAUCGCUUGUACAGUUAAUACUAUACACCAACGACCCUGUAAGGCGACAACGUUAAUAUCUAAUGAACAAUCGUC